GAUGACUCCACACCUCUCUUCAUGUGGUUGAAAUCUAUUAGACUUCUGACGGAUCUGAAACUAUACUACGAUUUUAUUAAUUUAGAGUAAAACAAGAAAAAUAAUUAAUUCAAAAUGGUAUCUUUGAAUCCUCUAAGAAUUCUCAAACAAGAAGCCGAAGAAGAAAAAGCCGAAAUCGCUCGUCUUAGUAGUUUUGUGGGUGCUAUAGCUAUCGGAGAUUUGGUUAGGAGUACUUUAGGUCCUAAGGGUAUGGAUAAAAUUCUAAUAUCCAGUGGAAGAUCUGCAGGAUCUGUUGAAGUUACUAAUGAUGGUGCUACUAUACUCAAAUCUGUCGGCGUUGAUAACCCUGCUGCAAAGAUUCUUGUAGAUAUGUCAAAAGUACAGGAUGAUGAAGUAGGAGAUGGAACCACGUCAGUUACUGUUUUAGCUUCUGAACUUCUAAAAGAAGCUGAAAAACUUAUAGAGCAAAAAAUUCAUCCCCAAACCAUUAUUGCUGGUUGGAGGAAAGCGGUGGACAUAGCUAGGAAAGCCCUUUUGGACACUGCCAAAGAUAACAGCUCUGAUAUUGAAAAAUUCCGUGAAGAUCUGAUGAACAUUGCCAGAACAACAUUGAGCUCGAAAAUAUUGUCACAACAUAAAGAACACUUUGCAAAAUUAGCUGUAGAUGCAGUUUUAAGACUCAAAGGUUCUGGUGAUCUACAAUCUAUUCAGUUGAUAAAAAAAACUGGUGGUACAUUGGAAGAAUCAUUUUUGGACGAAGGUUUUUUAUUGGACAAAAAACCGGGGGUACAUCAACCAAAACGUGUAGAAAAUGCAAAGAUUUUGAUCGCCAAUACACCAAUGGAUACUGAUAAAAUCAAAGUGUUUGGAUCACAUAUUAAAGUCGAUUCUAUGGCGAAAAUAGCAGAACUGGAAUCAGCCGAAAAGGAAAAGAUGAAAGAUAAAGUUAACAAAAUUCUGAAACAUAAUGCUAAUGUGUUCAUUAACAGACAACUAAUUUAUAAUUAUCCAGAACAACUUUUUGCCGAUGCAGGUGUUAUGGCCAUUGAACACGCUGAUUUUGAUGGUAUUGAAAGAUUGGCACUUGUUACAGGUGGAGAAAUUGUUUCAACUUUCGACAACCCAGAUCUUGUAAAAUUAGGAUCAUGUAAACUUAUCGAACAGAUAAUGAUUGGAGAAGACGUUCUUUUGAGGUUCAGUGGAGUAGCUUUAGGUGAAGCUUGCACCAUUGUAAUAAGGGGCGCCACACAACAAAUAAUAGACGAAGCUGAUCGUUCAUUACAUGAUGCAUUGUGUGUAUUAGCUGCUACAGUUAAAGAAAGUAGAAUAGUUUACGGAGGAGGAUGUAGUGAGACUCUAAUGGCCACGGCAGUUUCAGCUGUUGCUGCAAAUACGCCAGGAAAAGAAGCUGUUGCUAUGGAAGCAUAUGCCAGAGCUUUGUUGCAACUACCUACUAUUAUUGCGGAUAAUGCAGGAUAUGAUUCCGCGCAGUUGAUCAGUGAAUUGAAAGCUGCACACAACAGCGGUCAACAUACCAUGGGACUCAAUAUGGAAAAAGGCGAAAUAGGAGACAUGAAAAUUAUGGGUGUUACUGAAUCGUUUGUCGUGAAAAGACAAGUAUUAAUUUCUGCAACUGAAGCAGCUGAAAUGAUCCUACGUGUUGAUGAUAUCAUUAAAGCGGCACCAAGAAAGAGAACUGAAGAUAGAGGAAUGUGCUGAUGAGGAAUUUUCGCUUUUUUUCAAUUUGAAGCUUUAUGUUUUUAGUUUUAAUUUGCAUCUUCAUAUUCUCACAUCUUAUUCUUACAAAUGUUUCUAAUAAAGCUACAUAAUCUUA
Diorhabda carinulata is the source of this 1834-nucleotide messenger RNA. RefSeq names its product T-complex protein 1 subunit beta (gene CCT2). The transcript has 4 exons. Gene Ontology annotation, cellular component: cytosol; chaperonin-containing T-complex. Gene Ontology annotation, biological process: protein folding. Gene Ontology annotation, molecular function: ATP-dependent protein folding chaperone; ATP binding; ATP hydrolysis activity. The record is from RefSeq and is a predicted model, not a curated record. NCBI's taxonomy places the organism in Eukaryota, Metazoa, Arthropoda, Insecta, Coleoptera, Chrysomelidae. Bases 115 to 1719 code for a protein of 534 amino acids.